AUGGACACAAGAAAUCCGUCUCCCCCGCCUGGUGUUGAUUCUACCCAAGAACAAAACGAUCAGAUCGGCAACAGCGCCUACAGUAAAAGAUGGCUUUAUUCGCUCAUUCUGCAAGUUCUUACUAAAAUAAGCGAGUCCGAAGAAGGUUCAUUUGCAACAGAGGAAGAAUUGGAGUCGCCUUUAGAAGAGGAACUUUGCUGCCUAUGGGACAUAACUACUGAUCAAGCAUUGCUGUCCCACUUACGUCAUUUCCAACUGGUUCCCGUAUUCACGGAGUGCAUUCACAAAAGCAAAUGUCCACGCCUAAUUGAAAUUUCUCUUGGCGUUCUCGCGAAUUUGUCUUUGGACGAAGAACAAUGCGGUAUAUUGUCAGAAGAACAAAGUUUUAUGGUGGAUGCUUUAAAUCUUCUUGUGAUCGACGAUACUCGAAUACUCAUCGAACUGUUCAGGCUCUUGCGUUCCGUUCUUGCCUCAAGAUUACACCGGCAAGUUUGGUUAGACGCCAUUCAUUUCGCCCUCGAAUUCAUCGAUCGGGUCAACUUUAUCUUGUGUAGUUCAACCAAUGCAUCUCUUCUUAUGAACACUAUUAGUGCUAUAGAAACAAUCCUUCGAAUUGAUGACAGCUUGUGUGAGCUUUGGUGCAAUGAAAGCUUGCUCGGUUCAUUGCAAGAAGCCCAAAAACAAAUGUGCUGGAUCCAUGGAAACGAAGUGGAGAUCAUUUACCGACUUCUGUACCUUUAUUCUACUAACUCCACCGGGGUUCGAACUCUUAACAAGGAUAUCCUCCCGUGCCUAUUUCAAAUAUCCUUUGGAUGUGUAAGUCGAAGCUUCAUUUCAGGCGAUCUUUCUUUGGAUGAUCUCUGGAAGGACUUAUCAGUCCUCUUCGGUGAUUUGAUUCAGCGUGUUCAUGAGUACAUUCAGGAUGGCGGUUAUGCGGAUAAGCCACCAGAAGACUCGGGUGGUCUGCUCUAUUGGCUGCAUGACAUUGAGGACGGUAACCAAGAUCUGCGUGAGGCUUUUGUUCGCUGUUGCUUGUGUCGACGCGCACCAGCAGGCGUUGCGGACGCAGAGGGUAAUGCCGCUGUCGAGGUCCUGCGUGGUCAUCUAGUCUUUGUUUGCCAACGACUCUGUCUUUCCAAGCUCCUUGAAUGUUCUACCACAGAUCACAGCUAA
This is a messenger RNA of Echinococcus granulosus, 1173 nucleotides long. RefSeq lists its product as hypothetical. The coding region runs from base 1 to 1173 and encodes 390 amino acids. The record is from RefSeq and is a predicted model, not a curated record. Lineage: Eukaryota; Metazoa; Platyhelminthes; Cestoda; Cyclophyllidea; Taeniidae. The transcript is spliced from 8 exons.